Cucumis melo (muskmelon) is the source of this 1984-nucleotide messenger RNA. RefSeq lists its product as uncharacterized. The coding region runs from base 618 to 1601 and encodes 327 amino acids. The transcript has 3 exons. NCBI's taxonomy places the organism in Eukaryota, Viridiplantae, Streptophyta, Magnoliopsida, Cucurbitales, Cucurbitaceae. The record is from RefSeq and is a predicted model, not a curated record.
CUAGGAAAAUAGAAAAGGAAAGAAAAAGAGAGAAGGGAAAGGUAAAAGAAACCGUAGCCUCACAAGUCAUUCGAGUUUCAGCCACAACGACCUCUGUAGAGUUUCUUCUCCGGCGAUCCACCAGCUACUCCGGGAACGUUACCGCCCCUUUGCGGCCUCAAACGUCUGUGCACACCUAAUCUGUGAACGCCAACGUCUCAUCCUGGAACGCUCAACACCAUGAGCUUCACGGCCACGUAGACCCACGCUUGAACACUGACCCACGUUGCGACGGGCUUCAGCGACCUUCUUCGGCCUACCACAAGCGUGGAAGGCGCGGGUUGAUUUCUGCCGCAACGACGAGCACCCAGACGCGCGGCCCACUGGCAACGGCUCCUUCAGCAGCGGUGUGUCCGCUCGGCAAAUACUCCAGCAAUUCAGAUCUGUAAACCCAACCUGUUUUUGUGAUUGGAUUUGUGACCCACAACCCGAAGGACCUCGAAUCUGAACACCCAUAUCCUGUGGAUCUGUGAGUUCGAACCUAUUCGAACACAAUCCGGCAUAGACCCAAGCUAUUUUUCUUUCCAGAGGAAACACUUAGCCUGAAGCUUGCAUUUUUUGUCAGUUGUACUCCGUUAAUGGCGUUGUGGUCCUCAUCAUCGUCUCCAAAAGGGAUUGUUGUCACCUUUCCAGUGCUCUUACUCACCGGCUUUGCUGUGAUUCUCUUUUGCUUCUUCUUUAUCUCCAAUCUCUCCUCUUGUUCAUGCCCUGUUACUCCCCGCAUUGUUGUCUCCGGUACUGCAGCCAAUAAUGGAGUCCACAUUGGUGAAGGGGUUCUAACGAACAAGGACGAUGUUGAAUGGGUGAAGGAUCAAAUCAAAGCUAAUGGGCUGCAGAUGCAUGAAAAUGUGCUUCGGAAAGGCAUCAACCCUCGCACUAGGGCUCAACAGCUUGAAGAUCUCAGACAAUUCAAGGGUAUAUCACAUUAUGAGGGACCAGAGGAUCAGAACCGUACAGCAUUUCCAUGCCCUGGUGAGCUUCUGGUUGAAGAGCACCAUAGUAACUAUGGUGAACCGUGGGCAGGUGGGCGAGAUGUGUUUGAAUUCCUAGCCGAGUUCUCUCAUAUAACACCAGAUGCACAUGUUUUGGAGAUUGGAUGUGGCACUCUACGAGUUGGCUUGCAUUUCAUUCGAUACCUUAGGCGUGGACAUUACCAUUGUCUCGAGAGGGAUGAACUCUCUAUGAUGGCUGCCUUCAGGUACGAGCUUCCAUCUCAAGGUCUCUUAAGCAAGCGUCCAUUAAUCGUGAAAGGGGAGGACAUGAACUUCAGUAAAUUUGGCUCUGAAGUUCAUUAUGAUUUAAUAUAUGCUAGUGCUGUGUUCCUUCACAUGCCCGAUAAGCUUGUAUGGGUUGGACUAGAGAGGCUUUCCAACAAAUUAAAGCCAUAUGAUGGGCGAAUUUUUGUGUCCCAUAACAUAAAGUUCUGUUCACGGUUGGGAGGUGAGGAAUGUACGAAGCGUCUCACAAAUUUAGGACUUGAAUAUCUAGGAAAGCGCACACAUGAUAGCUUGCUUUUUAAUCACUACGAAAUCUGGUUUGAGUUCAGACGAUCAAAGCCUUAGUAGUAACAACACACUGUAUCAAUUCGGACCGGGUUCCCAAAAUGUGAGAUGAAUAUAGGAAGAUAUCAGCAGUUUAUAUUUCUAGUCUUGAUGGCUGAGAAUGCCCUUGACAUUUCAACUUCUUGAAUGGUUUGGCCAACCCCAAAGGUUCGUCACUAGAAAGAAGGAAAUGGCUUUUUUUUUUUUUUUUUUUUUUUUUUUUUUUUUUUUUUUUUUUUGGUUAUAGUGCUUACUUGGGCUCUUCUUCCGUGUGCUAAGAUAGCCGAAGGCUUAGAUUUCUUUUUUGUAUGUAAGGCUCCCUUUGUUGUAUGUUCGUUGUGUAAUUUCUAUUCAAUAGUUUGGAUUUUGGAGCAUUUUUUUAAUGCAAAAAAGUUUUUUUUUCA